Messenger RNA from Ruditapes philippinarum (Manila clam), 7180 nucleotides. RefSeq names its product protein SpAN-like. Gene Ontology annotation, biological process: proteolysis. Lineage: Eukaryota; Metazoa; Mollusca; Bivalvia; Venerida; Veneridae. Gene Ontology annotation, cellular component: membrane. The transcript is spliced from 15 exons. The record is from RefSeq and is a predicted model, not a curated record. Gene Ontology annotation, molecular function: serine-type endopeptidase activity; zinc ion binding; metalloendopeptidase activity. The coding region runs from base 213 to 2072 and encodes 619 amino acids.
GAAGAACUUUCUCUUGCUGAUUGCAAACAUAAUGGGUGGGGUAAUCAUAACUGUUUAUAUUCUGAAGUGGUAUCAUUGAAAUGCUUCGACGAUUCAUUUACCAACCAUAUAAAUUCAACGACGAACAUAACUUGCGGUAAAAUUAAAUUGCAUAAUUCCAAGAGAAAGAAACGACAAGUAAGGGUAACUGGUGGCUUGGAGACAGUAAGGGUAUGCAUCCAUGGCAAGUAAAUAUUCAACGAAGAAAGAAACGAAGAUGGAUUCAUUGGUGUGGUGGUACAAUUAUCAAUAACGAGUGGAUAUUGAGUGCUGCACAUUGUUUUGAUGAUUUCGUACGAUCAUACGAUGGUUUGAGUGCUAAAUUAAAUAUUAAGGACAUACGGGUUAUUGUUGGAGACCAUGAUCUAACGAAACAUGAUGAAUAUGAAAAAAAGCUUGACGUCGAAUAUAUUGUGAAACACUGGAAUUACAUUGAUUUCAAACGAAUAUACAAUAACAACGAUAUAGCAUUGCUUAAAGUAAAAUCAACAGGUGGCAUAACAUUCAAUGACUAUAUACAGCCAGCUUGUUUGCCAGAAGAUUUGACUCUGCUUUUAUCUGAAACAAAAUGCGAAGUGUCUGGCUGGGGAAAGACAAAUUUCCUUGGUGAAAUAUCAGACAAAUUAAAGGUAGCUGAGGUACCGAUCAUACCAAAUCACGUUUGUCAAAGUAACUACCAACAAUAUUCCAUUGAUUUUGAAAAAGUGAUAUGUGCCGGUGAUACCACAGCUGAUACAUGCCAAGGGGACUCUGGAGGACCUCUCAUUUGUGAAAUCAACGGUCUUAGUACAGUUAUAGGAAUAACAUCAUGGGGUAAAGGGUGUGGUCAAGAGGAAUCUCCUGGUGUCUACACAAAAGUAUCAGAAUAUAUCAGAUGGAUAAAUGAUCAAAUUACCAACCACCAAUUAGAAGGUUGCAUCCUAUCUGAUGACCAACGCUUCAUGUACAUGGAUAUGAAUGGAGUAGAAAUAAAACCCGGAGAACGAAUUGCUAUCGGAACUUCAUUGAAGGCACAUUGCAGAUUUAAUGAUGAAUAUUCGUAUCUAACAUACGAUUAUGAUUAUUAUAACAAUGAUACUUACACAGCAAUGGAUGACAAGACAUUAACUUGCGAGGGAGAUCGUAAAAUGUCUCAGAUACAAAAGCAAUGUCCUGAAGCGGGGAAAAACAACGAAUGCAUGAGUAUCGAUAACGGACUUGUAGCUAAAACAAAAGAUUACUACAUUAUCUCAUGUCAUAAAGGAUUCUCAUCGAUUUUAAAUGAGAUUGAGGACGAGAGGUACAAUUGCAUUAAUGGAACAUUGAGAAGUUAUAUUACCAGGCAGGAACCUUUAUGUUUACCAGAUCCUUGUCCUGUUUCGUACGAUAUGGACAGGUUUCUGACGAUAUCCGACAAAUACCGUAUAUAUCUUUCCGGAGGCGCUGUUGUUGAAGUGGGGGACAUUGUUUACUUCAAUUGUUCAAUGGCGGGAAAUGAUAUACACGAACCUGUAAACAGACGAUUCAAGUGUAUUAACGGUAUGUGGAUUGAGGAUGAACGAGAUAAAACUUGGAAGUUUGGAAACAAUGGAAAUUUUCCAAUAUGUAGAAAAGCAAUAUGUGAACCGGUGUGUCAAAAUGAAGGUGUUUGUUCGAGAGAUGAUUAUUGUAAAUGCAAGCAUUUCACAACUGGAAAACGUUGUGAAAACGUUGUAUGUGACGAUGAAUGCUAUGUUAAUAAUGGCGAAUGCGUUGGUCCUAGAAAAUGUAAAUGCCCAGAGUGGAAAUUUGGAACUAACUGUGAACUAAGUUCCUGUAGGCUUCCGGAAAAUAAAAAUAUGGCGAAAGUAUCCACACAAAAAACCUAUUUUGCUAUUGGCGAAACAGUUCGCACUUUUACGUGUGGCUCUGGUCAUUUUCCAUCAUCUGACCAAGGAAUGACAUGCCGAAGUGAUGGAUCAUGGUCAGAUAUAAUAACAUGUGAAAAAGGUAUUAAUAAAAAUUUAUAUUUUGUCUUAAAUAAAAAAAUGUGUCCUGGAGCAUACAACCACUGAAGAAACAUGCCAUUUUUGCAAAGAAAUUUAAGAAGAAAUUUAAAUGUUUUUUUACGAAAAUCUUGCAUAUUUUCUGUGUUAAACUUUAACAAAAAACAUUUCUGGUAAUGGAUGUAUACUUUGUUUAUACAAGACACAUUGGUAAAAUGUACAUAUACUUAUAAUCGUACAUCUAUCUAUCUAUCUAUCUAUCUAUCUAUCUAUCUAUCUAUCUAUCUAUCUAUCUAUCUAUCUAUCUAUCUAUCUUUCUAUCUAUCUAUCUGUCUGUCUGUCUGUCCGUCCAUCUAUAUAUCUAUCUACAUAUUGUACAUAUUGUUUUUUUACUUUUUUAAUCUUUAUUUAGAUUUUUUUCUCUAAAAUAUCUGCAAGUAAGUAAUUUAUAUGUAAGUAAUAUGUAUGUAUAUUUCCUAAAGUUGGAGUGGUACAUGCAUGACCAAAAUGCACAACGGUUACAACUGUACUAAAGAUAGCAUAAUUAUACGAUUAUUUUUCCCGGAAAAUUUUAUUUUUAUAACAAAUUCCAUAUGUGUUAGAUAACAGAGAGAGUCUUUGUAACAACCAUUUCCAGAAUCGAACAUAAUUCUAUUGACACAACAUUUAUUUACCGUUUACUAACUUAAUCAAUAUAAUUGUAGAUAUGUUUUUACAAUUAAUUUACUUCCAUAAUGUACCUAUGUGUUUUACUUAUGUUAUCGACUUUAUAUCUAUUGAGAUCUCUUCAUAAAAUAUAUAAUAUUAUUCCAUUCCAUUUAUUAUAUUUCAUACUUUAAUCAAUGGUAUGUAUUAGUUUUAUUCCACAUAUCUUCUAAUGAAGAAGCAAUCAACACGCCAAAUUGAAGUCGUAUUAAAUACUGAGUAACAGCGGUAACAUCCUCUUGAAUCACAAAAUAUGAUAUCCGAAAGCUACGGGUUAAACUACAAAUUAAACGAUUCAUGAGGGUUUGUAAUCCUUAACAACAUCUCAUCGUCAUUAUCUAGAGUGCAACAGACCAAAAUUUAAAACCUUUUAACUUAUAUCCACGACAAUUAAUUUGUAUUCUUCAACUAGAUGUGACGUUAUGUUACUUUAAUACGACUGGUAUUGCUUAAUUUAUCUAGUCAAGAUAAUUUGCCAAUUUACAAUGCCAGGAAUAGAUGUGCCAACAUAUGUCCUAUUAAUUGAAUGGUUACAGACCAUGUGCAGGUAAUAAAAACUUACUUACAUUUUAAUAGCGUUAAGCUAUUACGUCACGACCAUCAGUAAAAUCGGUAUAUCUUAAACAAAACAAAUGUGUAUUUAUUAAAUUAUUAAAUGUUUUGAAGUUAUUAUGCAAUUUCUUUUACUUUUUGAUAAGGUAACUAUUACAUGAUCAGUACGAAAACGGGAAUACGUCGCUUUGCCGGAACGGAUGCCAAUGUUUACAUUACUCUGUUUGGCUCAAGAGGAAGUACAAGAAGAAUAAACUUUAUGGGGAAAUUUGAAUCUGGUGAUGUCGACGAGAUUAGAACAUUUGCCAGAGAUGUAGGGCCAAUACAAAGUGUACAGAUCGGACAUGAUGGUGGAGAAUGGCUUUUCUUAUCUAAUUGGUACCUGGAAUAUGUAUCAAUAUAUGUUGAAGAUAUGGAGGAAUUUUAUGUUUUUAGAAAUAUUAAACAACAAUGGGUAAGGGAAGGAAGUGAUCUGACCCUUGAGAGGGAAGUGCGGGAAAAUGGACGAACUGUGUACAUGACGUCAGGCGUUCAUCGAAGUUCUACGCAACAAAAGAAAUCAGUCAUGCAUCAACACAUUCGACGAGAAAUAUCUGUGGUAUCCUAGAUGGAUGUUAGUAAGGGGGUUUCUCCUUGGCAGAGGGAUGAGUAGUAGAGUCUGUAAACAAGCUUGCAUAAACUGGAGUAAGAACGUGUGUAACGGAUUCUACCGUGAUACAAUGCACACAACUUGUUAUGGUUUCACUGAAACGCGUGAUGAAUACUUUACCGUGAAAAAAGAACCUUGGAGUGGAGAACUGUUUUUCAGAACAUGCAAGAAGUUCAACUGAAGGGAUUAUACUAUACAAUUGUCGACAUGUCUUAUUGGUGAUCAAGAUAUUUUGAAGGGAUAAAAGAUAUUAAUUUACACAUACAAAAACUACCAAAAAGAAUUAAAAAUUGGCGAAUUUGUCUUUACUGCGUUACUAACACCGUAGAAAUAUUGUGAUCAUAACUACAAAAUCAUAGAUGACGCAUAACAUGCAAGUUAUUACUUGCAUCUUGAAUCUUUUUUUACUUUUUCCAAAACCUGAUUACGUUGUUCUAAAGUUUAAUUUUCUUCGAAUGUGUUGACUUUUCUGGAGGCAUGCAGCUUCAAGUACAGUUGUUAAUUAUUAUUUUUUAAACAUCUUGUCUUGACUAAUCUUGCGGCUCAUGGUCGAAUUAGUUUUUUCUUUUGUUAUUUCAUUUAUUCACUAAUUAAAAAACACUUUAAAAAAUCAUUCUACUAAUUUCAUUCUCUGUUGACCCCAGUAAUUGCUUAAGCCUAAUCAUGAUACAUUACCCAUCUGUUCCAUUGACAAUAAACAAUGAAAGUAUCGGUGCAUUCUCAGUUUCUGUUCCAAAUGCAUUUUACAUUUCAUUACGCAACAUUCCAUUUUACUGUUUCCUGACAAGAAAAAUUGUAAACGAAAAUUAAAUUCAGAAAUGCUGCUUUAAAAGAUAACAUAAUAUAAGGAGCAGUGUGACAGCAUCACCAAAAGAUAAAGGCAUCGGACUAGUUAUCUAUGGAUUGCUGGUCGCGUGCGCUUAAAACCUGUAAGGGGGAACCGUUGUGUCCUUAAAGGCUAGUAGACAUCAUAUUAACGUACUAAGUGUUACAAUUGAUUGUUUAUUUUUCAUAAUUUACCCAUCAAAUAAUCGGUUAUUAGUCCCCUACCGGUUUACCGGAGGGGACUUUAGGUUUACCCUCCGUCCGUCUGUCCGUCUGUCUGUCUGUCCGUCCGUCCGUCCGUCUGUCCGUCCGUCCGUCCACAAAACUGGAUCCCGCGAUAACGCAAAAAGUACUGAAAAUAUUUUAAUGAAACUUGAUAUAUGGAUAGAUGGCAGUACUGGCAUGCGAGCUGUUCCCGUACAAAAAUCAUAGUUACUUAAUCAUUAUUUUUUAUUACGCUCACUCACCAAUAUUUGAAUGUUACACAUCAAUAUUCGGCUCGUCACACAAAUCAUGGAAAUUCCAUCAUGUUCUAAACAUAGAAUAACCCUUACUUAUGAGGCCUCAUAUGGGGUACCGAAAUUAUCCAUUAUUUUGUAUGAAGAGAAGUAGUUCCCGUACAUAAAAUCUAACCCAUUAAAUUAUACAAUUUUAUUAUAUCGGACCUAUUUUUCAUGUACAAUUGUUGAACAGACCAUUAUCUAAGGGAUAAAUAGAUGUAAUUCAGGAAAUAGAGCGUAGACUAAACGCGGGUAUCUAUUACCCGGUACCGUUACCCCAACGCAUUAAUAUGCAGUCACAUGCUUGUAUGCAUGCUAUUUUACGCAUCAAUGCCAUAAAAUUAUUAUUUAUAGUAAUAUUGGUCAACAUUCUGAUAAUUAAACAAUUUUUCAUCUCAUUGCCUACUUAUUUGUAAACAGGUGGUAUUAGUGGAAAACCACGUGUAAGUAUUUUUGCGCAUGCGCGCAAGGACGGAAUCCCCCAGAGAAAACAAGGUCACAUUUUGACGACGCACAGGUGAAAGUGAUUUAAAAUGAAACUUUAUAUACGUACUGCCGAACUGACAAUUAGAUUUUGUCUCGUUUAUGUAUCUGCUUGAUUUGAAAUGAAUUUUUGAAGAAUGCAAGUAAAAAUCAAGCGUUUAAAUGAAAAAUACGGGUACUGCUUCUGUACGGGAACUGCUCGCAUGCCAGUAUGGAGAUUAUGCACGUCUUUUUUUUUUCUUCCUAUGUUGAAAAUUCUGGUUGCUAUGGCAACAAAUAGACUGAAAAUAUGGCAAAUUUUACACAUAACCUGGAUCCCGCGAUAACGCAAAAAGUACUGAAAAUAUUUUUAUGAAACUUGAUAUAUGGAUAGAUGGCAGUAUGGAGAUUAUGCACGUCUUUUUCUUUUCUUCCUAUGUUGAAAAUUCUGGUUGCCAUGGCAACAAAUAGACUGAAAAUAUGGCAAAUUUUACACAUAACCUGGAUUCAGUGAUAACACAAAAGGUACUAAAAAUAUGUUUAUGAAACUUGACAUAUGGGUAGAUGGCAGUAUGGAAAUUAUGCACAUCCUUUUUUAUCUUUCUAUGUUGAAAAUUCUGGUUGCUAUGGCAACAAAUAGACUGAAUUUCAAGAUUUCUGAUUCUAGUUUUUAAGUUUUUUCACUAUAAGUUUUUUUAUUUCUUAAGGUAUUUUCUUCAAACUUUAAAUAUAAGUUGCUUGUCAUCAACCACAUCAUAUGUGACAAGGUUUACAACUCUAGCACAAAAUUUAUCAGAAUUACCUCCCUUGAACUUAAAAUUUUCAUGAAAAAACAUUGUUUUUUAAUAGCUUCUUCUUCUGAAUGUAUAUACUUCAAACUUCAUAUAAAUGUGUCUUAUUGUCACUCAACAUUUGUGAGUGUUCAAUACUCUAGCAAAACUAUUUCCAGAAUUAUGCCCCUUUUGAACUUAGACUUUUUUUUUGAGAAAUUGGUAAUUUUUACUCCAACUUCUUCAAUCAUGAUAGGAUUUUAAAAAUGUUAUAUUUUGAUAACAGGGAUGUUUAAAAAAUAACUUUAGAGUGUCCUUCAGUCCGUCUGUUUGUACAUAAAAACUGUUUCCUGUGAUCACUUUUAAAGAACUUUUUCAACAAAUUUACUUAAAAUAGGAACCUAAGUGAAUGGCCAAUGGCCCUUCAGAAUGUUGCUUGGGCUCUUACCGGUAGGGGACUUAUGGAUUGCUUGCAAUACUAUGAUAAUUGCUUGUUGCCCUAGUAUUGCCCUAACACAGCACGGUAUCACACAGAUGUAAGAGUUGCUAGUUGCUGCCCGAUAUGCAGGUGCGACCUAAACCGGAAGUGACAUACAUAUAUCCGUGUGUAAAUUAUUGGUAGUUCAUGGUAACGAUAUUUUGCUGUCUUUCUUGUAAGAUGAUUUUUAUUUACGUACAUAUUAUGUUCGAAAUAAAAAAUCGCUGAUAGUGAUC